Sorghum bicolor (sorghum) is the source of this 1054-nucleotide messenger RNA. Its product is annotated as probable glutathione S-transferase GSTU6. The coding region runs from base 158 to 868 and encodes 236 amino acids. Gene Ontology annotation, cellular component: cytoplasm. Lineage: Eukaryota; Viridiplantae; Streptophyta; Magnoliopsida; Poales; Poaceae. The record is from RefSeq and is a predicted model, not a curated record. Gene Ontology annotation, molecular function: glutathione transferase activity. Gene Ontology annotation, biological process: glutathione metabolic process. The transcript has 2 exons.
AGACAAACUAAAGAAUUGUCAUCAUAGCAGAGGAUGCUCUGCCUUUGUGUAUAUAUAGACUCCCUGGCACUUCCCUCCCCAAUCACCAAGAAUUAAGCCAACGAAAAAACAAAGCCUACUACAAGUACAACAUUAGUGAGACCCUGCAGCUCCAUCAAUGGCCGGAGGAGACGACCUGAAGCUGCUGGGUAUGUGGGCGAGCCCGUACGUGCUGCGGGUGAAACUCGCUCUCAGCCUCAAGGGCCUGAGCUACGAGUACGUCGAGGAGGAUCUCAGGGACAAGAGCGAGCUCCUCCUCAAAUCCAACCCCGUCCACAGCAAGGUUCCCGUGCUCAUCCACAACGGAAAACCCGUCUGUGAGUCGCAGGUCAUCCUGCAGUACAUCGACGAAGCUUUCGCCGGCACCGGCCCGUCCCUCCUCCCUGCUGACCCCUACGAACGCGCCAUCGCUCGCUUCUGGGCCGCCUACAUCGAUGACAAGAUGACGCCCGCUUGGAACAAGUCGACGAUGGGCAAGACGGAGGAGGAGAAGGCUGAGGGAAAAAAGCAGUCGCUCGUCGCGCUGGAGACCUUGGAGGGGGCGCUGAGGGACUGCGGCAAAGGGAAGCCCUUCUUCGGCGGCGACAGCGUCGGGUUCGUGGACGUCGUGCUCGGCGGCAUGCUCGGGUGGGUGCGCGCGGCAGAUGAGAUGCACGGCGUCAAGCCCUUCGACCCUGAACGGACUCCGCAGCUGGCGGCGUGGUCGGAGCGCUUUGGCGCGCUGGAAGCCGUGGAGCCGGUGAUGCCAGACGUGAGCAGGCUGGUUGAGUUCGGCAAGAUGUUGAUGGCACGUCUAGCGGCUGCGGCCGCCGGUGAUGCAAGCAACUGAAAGCGCAGGCUUAUUAGAUUAUUACUAUCAGUCUGGGAUUAGCUGCUUGCCACGUGGUUCAGACUUUCAGGCUUUCAGCUAGUGACGAAAAAGAAAUAAACGGAACGUGCUCUGCACGAUGUACGUUGCCUACUUGCCGUUGGUCAGUUUGUCAGUGAUUAUUUGUAAAAUUUUAUUUUGAAGUCA